Apaloderma vittatum (bar-tailed trogon) is the source of this 2254-nucleotide messenger RNA. RefSeq names its product laminin subunit alpha-2-like. The transcript is spliced from 14 exons. The annotation marks the transcript as partial. Lineage: Eukaryota; Metazoa; Chordata; Aves; Trogoniformes; Trogonidae. The record is from RefSeq and is a predicted model, not a curated record.
CCAACAUAUCAAUUAUAGACAUAGACACCAAUGAAGAAGAGACCAUAGCAACAACUUCAACAGGCAGCCACUUUGGGCUCAACUUAAAAGGGCAUGAGAAAAUAUAUUUUGGAGGAUUGCCAACCCUGAGAAAUCUAAGUAUGAAAGCAAGGCCUGAAGUGAACUUAGAGAAAUAUACAGGUUGCCUGAAAGAGAUUGAAAUUUCAAGGACACCAUAUAAUAUAUUGAGUAGUCCCGAUUUUGUUGGCCUAACCAAAGGAUGCACGCUAGAGAACAUUUAUACUGUUAGCUUCCCCAAGCCAGGUUUUGUGGAACUGCCGCCUGUCUCCUUUGACGUAGGCACUGAAAUCAACCUCUCCUUCAGCACCAAGAAUGAGUCUGGGAUCAUCUUGUUUGGCACUAGUGGCACAGUUGUCCCCCCCAGGAGAAAGCGUGGAUACCCUGGACGGAAGGCUGCCUCUCUGAGGAGAAAGCGUAGACAGACAGGACAGGCCUACUACGCAGUGUUCCUGAACAGAGGUCGACUAGAAGUGCACAUCUCCACUGGGGUACGGGAUCCCCACAGAAUCACCAUCAGACCAGAAGCUGGCGAGUUUCACGAUGGCAGAGCACACUCCAUCCGGAUAGAACGAGCUAAAGGGCUGUUCACUGUUCAAGUAGAUGAAGACAAAGGCCAGACUCAGAGGCUGCCAACAGACCAGCCCGUCUCUGUUAGGAGACUCUUUGUGGGGGGUACUACUUCUGAGUUUCAGACUGCACCUCUCAGAAACAUACCAUCUUUUGAGGGCUGUAUAUGGAAUCUCGUCAUUAAUGCCACCCCCAUGGACUUUGCUCAGCCCGUGUCCUUUGAGAAUGCAGAUAUUGGCCGAUGUCCCUCUCUAGAACCCGAGGUUAGGCCACCUGAGGAUGAAGAUAAACCAAUCUCCACAGCAGUCCUGAUCCAACCUGAACCAGAUGCUAAUGAGGAGAAAGAAAGGCCAAGGAUUCCUCCUGCUUCCCCUCCUCCUCCAACACCAUCUCUGUCUUCAGAUGCCUGUGCUGCUGACACAGAACCAGCCAUUUUGGAAGGUGGCAAGCAAUUUGGUCUUUCAAGAAACAGCCACAUUGCAGUUGCAUUUGAUGACACCAAAGUGAAAAACAGACUUACAAUUGAAUUUGAAGUUAGAACAACAGCUGAUUCUGGCUUGCUGUUUUAUAUGGCCCGCAUCAACCAUGCUGAUUUUGCUACAGUUCAGAUAAAGAAUGGUCUGCCUUACUUCAGCUACGAUCUGGGAAGUGGAGACACCUACACGAUGAUUUCCAACAAAAUAAAUGAUGGCCAGUGGCACAAGAUAAAAGUAACUCGAACAAAGCAAGAAGGAACCCUUAUAGUAGAUGAUGUUUCAAACAAGACUGUUAGCCCCAAGAAGGCAGAUAUACUGGAUGUUGUAGGCAUACUGUAUGUUGGAGGAUUGCCCAUUAACUACACAACUAGAAGAAUUGGUCCGGUCACCUACAGCAUCGAUGGCUGCAUCAGAAGUUUUCAAAUGACAGAAUCACCUGUUGACUUAGAUAAUCCAACUUCCAGCUUCAACGUUGGAAAAUGUUUUGUCACUCCACAGAAAGGAACAUACUUCGAUGGAACAGGCUUUGCCAAAACAGUUGGUGCAUACAAAGUGGGAACAGACCUGCUUGUGGAAUUUGAAUUCCGUACAACACGAAUGAACGGUGUUCUCCUAGGAGUCAGCAGCCAGAAAAUGGAUGGGCUUGGCAUCGAAUUAGUAGAUGGAAAAGUGAUGUUUCACGUUGACAAUGGUGCUGGCCGAUUCUCUGCUGUCUACGAACCCGAUGCACCAGGCAGCUUGUGUGACGGACGGUGGCACAAGGUUCUUGCAAACAAGAGGAAACACCGAUUAGAGCUGACUGUGGAUGGCAGGCAGGUGGAUGGCAACAGCCCAAACAGGGCCUCGACCUCAGCAGACACUAACGACCCUGUCUUUGUUGGAGGAUAUCCUGAUGGUGUGACCCAGUUUGGGCUGACCACUAAUAUUCGUUUUAAAGGAUGUAUUCGAUUUCUGAAGCUCACCAAGGGUACUGCUAAACCUCAGGAGAUUAACUUCAGCAAAGCUCUGGAGCUGAAGGGUGUUCAACCACUGUCAUGCCCUGCAAACUGAUAGUCAUUCAGCCAAUAUGGGUCUGUUUAUAUAAGCAUCUCAGAUUAAAAAAGAAAAAAAAUCUCUAUAUACAUUGCAUUCAUAAUAAAAUGUCUUUAUGC